AUGACUAUCGACAACCAAUAUGAUGUCAUUAUAAUCGGCGCCGGUCCAGCGGGACUUAUGGCAGCCACCUGGCUCUCCCAGACAGGUGUCAAAACUCUGGUUGUUGAAAGACAACCAUUUCGCACCCAAGCCGGGCACGCGGACGGUCUAGAGAGUAGGACAAUUGAGAUCCUAGACAGUUUCGGAAUAGCCAAUGCAGUCUGGUCGGAGUCCAACCCCACCAUUGAAGUCUGUCUGUGGACCGACUCGCACGACGGGAUCCACAGGGAAAGUAUGGCAAUGAACCAUAACCCCGGGCUCUCUAGGUUUCAGGAAUGCACGCUUGGCCAGGGCCGGAUUGAAGAGCAUCUUCUCAAUUUCAUGAAGAACCAUGGGGAUGUGAAGGUUAAAUGGGGCACCGUCCCCACAUCGAUUCAGAUUGACGCAAGCCGUGCCCAAAGCCGGAACGACAACCCGGUUGAGGUUAAAUUAAAACAGUGGCACAGCGAGUGCAAUGGGCCAGAGGCCAAGGGGGAGUCUGUCUUCAGGACAAAGUAUGUCGUAGGUUGCGAUGGUGGCAAGAGUUGGGUCCGGAAGCAUUUCGGCCUCUCGCUGCAAGGAGAGUCGUCAGAUGAAAAUUGGGGGGUGAUUGAUUGCAUCCCUGUUACAGACUUCCGUAAGAGUUCCCAACAGGUCUAG
Messenger RNA from Aspergillus melleus, 678 nucleotides. RefSeq lists its product as uncharacterized. The record is from RefSeq and is a predicted model, not a curated record. Gene Ontology annotation, molecular function: FAD binding. Lineage: Eukaryota; Fungi; Ascomycota; Eurotiomycetes; Eurotiales; Aspergillaceae. The coding region runs from base 1 to 678 and encodes 225 amino acids. The transcript is spliced from 4 exons.